This is a messenger RNA of Pieris macdunnoughi, 219 nucleotides long. The record is from the annotation of a GenBank genome assembly. Lineage: Eukaryota; Metazoa; Arthropoda; Insecta; Lepidoptera; Pieridae.
AUGUUCAAACUGUUCGUAUUCGCCUGCUUCCUGGCCUUCGCUGCCGCUAAGCCCAGCGUGUUUCCUGUGGCAUACACAGCAGCAGCGUACACCGCUCCCGUCGCAGCGGCGUACACAGCCCCCGUAGCGUACUCGGCCUAUACCGCUCCUGUCGCGUACUCGGCCUAUUCUACUUAUGGAUACGCUUCUCCAUACGCCGCUGCUUACUAUGUGCGCUGA